AUGGCACCUAUAACUUACUUGGGAUCGUCGACGAACUCAGCCUUCCUUAGUCGUCGUCGAUUAAGCUGCUGUAGGAACAAUCGCCGUAAGAACAGCGCAGCGCUGUCGCUAAAACAUGCUCCUUCGCUAAUUCCCAACGCGGUUCACGCCAACGGCGACUUUAAAUACCGGGGAGCGAAGGCGGCUGGCGGGAACGGAGUAUCGGCGUAUAAAGCGGGUCCGCUUCAAGAGGCCCCCGUUCCGUUAACUCUCCUGCCAGACAAUCCGUUCGGCGCGAAAUGCCUCGACGGCAGUCCCCCCGGGUACUACCUGCGGCGCGCGCGCCCGUCGCAGAGCCGCUUCUGGCACAUCCACCUGCCGGGCGGCGGGUGGUGCACCACCGAGGCGACCUGCGCGUGGCGCGCGGGGAGAAAGUUCGGGUCGUCGCGCCUGUGGCCCAGGGCAAUGAUUUCCGCAUGGCUGCCGGGCAUCAUGAGUGCAGACCCGGAUGUGAACCCCGGGUUCGGCGAGUGGAACAUGGCGAUGGCUGUGUACUGCGAUGGGGGCGGGUAUGUGGGGCGACGGGGCGAGGUGACUACAGCGGACAACACAACGCUCCACAUGGAUGGAUGGAAGAUUGUCAUGGCCAUUCUCGAUGACCUCUCAUCUAAAGGGCUCAUGGCAGCUCAGCAGGUGCUAAUAACGGGAGAGUCAGCCGGGGGGCAGGCAGUCGUGAACCUGUGUGACUAUAUCGCAGCCUACCUCUCCUUCGCCACGGUCAAAUGCCUCUCUGACGGGGGCUUCUUUAUUGACGCGCCUGACAGGAGGGGGCGUUCCUUCUUCCGAGAGAUUGCAGAGAAUGCGACACAGUUACACCAGAUGUUCAACCCCAAGUGCAACCAGGAUCUUCCUAGUCAAGCCCAGUGGCGCUGCUUCUUCCCACAGUACUCGCUCGCCUGCCCUGGGGCCAUGAGCACGCCAAGGAGUGUCUGUUUAGUCUCCGAUGGGGUGCAUCAGGUGGGGGAGGAGGGGGCUUGA
Messenger RNA from Closterium sp. Yama58-4, 1017 nucleotides. Lineage: Eukaryota; Viridiplantae; Streptophyta; Zygnematophyceae; Desmidiales; Closteriaceae. The record is from the annotation of a GenBank genome assembly.